Messenger RNA from Hydatigera taeniaeformis, 1077 nucleotides. The record is from the annotation of a GenBank genome assembly. NCBI's taxonomy places the organism in Eukaryota, Metazoa, Platyhelminthes, Cestoda, Cyclophyllidea, Taeniidae.
GUCUCAUCUCGACCUCCAUCGAGUAUUAUUUACACAGUUAUCAGUCUUAUGGUAGGACUGCUCAAUGGUUUGAUUUCUGCCGCAGAAAACAUGUUAGAGGAAGAGAGAGUCAAGUAUGACAGUGGGAGGAAAUUUCUUGCACGUUUGAUAGGACAAAAUUUAUCAACAUUCAACCAGGAAGGCAUUGAUGAAGCUAUUCGUUAUCUCUUUCCAUCAAGUCUUGCAUCCAGAAAGGCUCACCCUAAGCUUAAGUCCCCGGAAGAGGUUUAUCCAGAAAAGAAAAGAAUUCAAUUUGACAAAACUGGUAGACCGUUCCAUGAUCUUUACUACACUGGAAGGCCGGCGUAUUACGAGGUUAUGCAUAAAGCAACUGCCCUACUUGAAGAGUUGAAUGGCAAAUUCGAUCGUGGCUACAUUUAUCGCGAUUAUACAGCUUUCAAGAAUCCAAAGCCAUUAGUCGUCGCAGCUAGUGAGUGGCUUACAAAAGAACAGCUACGUCGCAAGUUGCUGGAACCCGUCUCGGACACCAUGUAUGAGGAUUGGAUGAGACUGAUGAACGCUCUUCUAAAGCACCCGUUAUCUUGGCAUGCUGAGGACUUCAUCCAUUCUUUCCGUGCGGCCAUUCAAGAAGCUACCUAUAAGGAUGUUUUCCCCGAGCCCCAACUUGAUCCUGAAAAGCAUUCGCGAUACGUUGUCACCUACGGUCAGAAGAAACACGCCUUUGUGGAGCUAAGGAUGACCCAUCCGGGCGUGGGGCGGUUCACUAUUAAUGACAAACAACUUCUGGAAUACUUCCCUCACCUUGGUGAUCGCGAGCAAAUCAUGUUUCCAUUACAGUACACCGACAUGCUAGGAGCAGUGGAUGUGGUGACGCGAGUAGCCUCCGACACUGAGACGGGUCAUAGUUCCAAGGCAAACGCACUGCGAUUGGCCUUAGCGCGAGCACUGGCCUGCUUCCUUCCCGGCGACUCGGGCCAAAAUCGGCUGCGUGCAGCAGGUCUGUUGACUCAAGAUGACCGUUUCAGUGAACGGAAGAAACCCGGGCAGAAGAAGGCACGAAAGAAGCCAAUUUGGUGA